UAAUGUGCAUAUUGCAUCAUUGCUAACAUAUGAUGUCAAUUCUGUGUGUCAAUCUCUUGUACAAUCUAUAUUUUAUUAGAAAUAUUUCCUUGAUAAAGUUUGUUAUGAUAGAAUUAUCAUUCUAAUUUGUAACGAUGCGUAACGAACCAAUGGACGAUCAACUUCACUACGACGUGUCAAUAGUUAAUAAAAUGAUUUUGCAAUGUAUCAACAUUUUUUUAAACUAAAUAAUAUCAAUGUCAUUUGAUAAAAUAGUAAAACUUCAUUAGUAAAAAAAGACUUACAUAGCUGCACUAUUCCGAUAUAUUUUCGAAAUUUAUUUUCGUCGCUUUAUCAUAGAAAUAAGAAUAUAUAAUGUGCUAAAUAAAAAAUGUCUGAAAAGGUAUAAUACAGUAAUGCAAUAUUGAAAAUCUUAUUUUAUUAAGACAAAAUGUCAGAUAACAAUUUGCCGCACAUAUUCUAUGGAUUUGAUUCGCCUGGUAGGAUAGUACGUUUAGAAUCUAGUAUUACCACACGGCCUAAUAUUGGUCGUCUUUCAAGUAUAGAAGAAACAUUAAGAAGACUUAGCACAAAUCUAAGGCCAGAAAGACAAACUAAUGAAUCAAACAAUGAAAUAUCCGAUGCUCAACCUCCAGCGAUUUUAUCAAAUGAGGAACCAGUACCUAUUGUAUUGUCAGAAUCUGUAAACAUUGAACAACCAAAUGAUAUGAUUGAUGGUGCAUCUUCCCCAAACCAAUCAGACAUUAAUACAUCAAUAGCAAAUACAGAAGAUGACAAAAGAUAUUGCUGGGUAUGCUUUGCAACGGAUGAAGAUGAUGCAACUGCUUUAUGGGUAAAACCAUGUCAUUGUCGUGGUACCACAAAAUGGGUACAUCAAGGAUGUAUUCAGAGAUGGGUUGAUGAAAAACAAAAAGGACAUGCCGGUGCACAUGUAGCAUGUCCACAGUGUAAUACAGAAUACAUCAUUGUAUAUCCAAAUAUGGGGCCGUUAGUAGUUGUACUGGAUACUAUUGAUGGUAUGGUUUUUCGAAUUUGCCCAUUUAUUGCAGCUAGUAUAGUUGCUGCAUCUGUAUACUGGACAGCUGUAACAUAUGGAGCAGUAACUGUAAUGCAAGUAGUUGGUCACAAGGAUGGUCUUGCUAUAAUGGAACAAGCUGAUCCUUUGGUAUUAUUGGUUGGUUUGCCAACUAUUCCAAUAAUGUUAGUUUUGGGAAAAAUGCUCAGAUGGGAAGAUCAAGCACUUAAUCUUUUAAGGCGACAUGCAUAUAAGGUUCCUAUUUUGAGGCAUUUCUUGCCUAGUAGUUGUUCAAGUGCUGACAGAGUACAAUCUGAAGAUCUACCACCUAUGAGUGAUCCAAUGUCAGCAACUCGUAUUCUUUGUGGUGCGCUUUUAUUACCUAGCAUUGCCAGCAUAUGUGGCAAAAUAUUUUUUGAAAGCAUACAUUCUAAUUUUCAAAGAACAUUGCUUGGAGGCAUAGCAUUUAUAACAGUAAAGGGUGCAUUCAAGAUAUACCAUAAACAACAACAAUAUGUAAGACAAUGUCAACGUCGUAUAAUGGAUUAUACAGAAAGUAAUGUUUCAUUAUAUAGAAGACAACAAAAUUCUGAAACCAGCCAGACAAGUUAAAUACAUACAUGCAAGAGAUUCUUGGAACAAUACACUAUCAAACGACAUCUCAGUUAAAAAAAAAACUAAACCUCAUAAUAUACUUUUACCAUGAAAACAGAUGUCCAGUAUAUUACUUUUAUGUAAUAAUAUAAGUUUGUGGGUACUUUAAUCAAGUCUAACAAAUACGUAAGUUAUAUAUACACAUACAUACAAAAAUAAUAAAGGGAAAUUAUCAUAUACAUAAAUAUAAUUAGUAAGUUAUCUGUCUAAGGAUGAACAUUUAAUUGAAAGAAAAUGGGUAUGUUACAUCUCCUAAAUUUAAUUGUCAGUGAAGUUAUAUUAAUAUUGACUCAUCCUUUCUUCCGUACAAAAUAAGAAUUGAGAUAUGUUAAUGUCCUUACUACAAUUCAGUUUUCCUUUGUUCGAAAGAAUCAUGCAGGAAGAAAAUAGUAAAUCUGUAGUUCAUUAAUAACAAAAACUGUAUAUUUUAUGAAGUUAACACAGCACAAGUUUUCUGUGCUCUGAUAAAAAUAGGCAUGGUAUGUUUUUAGGAAUUAUUUACAUUUUGAUUACGAGUGCAAAAAGAAAUACAGUCUUUAGAGAAGAAAUUUAUUUCUAUGAUAGAUAAAGUCUUGGAUUAGGUAUUGACUAUAUUAAUAUAUAUCAAGUAAAAAAAUUU
Bombus pascuorum is the source of this 2288-nucleotide messenger RNA. RefSeq names its product E3 ubiquitin-protein ligase MARCHF5-like. Gene Ontology annotation, molecular function: zinc ion binding. The record is from RefSeq and is a predicted model, not a curated record. The coding region runs from base 431 to 1627 and encodes 398 amino acids. The transcript has 7 exons. Lineage: Eukaryota; Metazoa; Arthropoda; Insecta; Hymenoptera; Apidae.